CCUCCUCCUCCUCCUCCUCCUCCCCACCAUGGCGGACGUCUUCCCCGCGGGCGAUUCGAGCGCGGCGCCCCAGGACGUGGCCAACCGCUUCGCCCGCAAAGGGGCGCUCCGCCAGAAGAACGUGCACGAGGUGAAGGACCACAAAUUCAUCGCCCGCUUCUUCAAGCAGCCCACCUUCUGCAGCCACUGCACCGACUUCAUCUGGGGGUUUGGGAAACAAGGCUUCCAGUGCCAAGUCUGCUGUUUUGUGGUUCACAAAAGGUGCCAUGAAUUUGUUACUUUCUCCUGUCCCGGAGCGGAUAAAGGUCCUGACACUGAUGACCCUAGAAGCAAGCACAAAUUUAAAAUCCACACAUAUGGAAGCCCCACGUUCUGUGAUCACUGUGGGUCACUGCUCUACGGACUUAUCCAUCAGGGGAUGAAAUGUGACACCUGUGACAUGAAUGUUCACAAACAAUGUGUAAUAAACGUCCCAAGCCUCUGUGGAAUGGACCAUACGGAGAAAAGAGGGCGAAUUUAUCUGAAAGCUGAAGUUACCGGUGAAAAAUUGCAGGUCACAGUACGAGAUGCGAAGAAUUUAAUCCCUAUGGAUCCAAACGGCCUCUCAGAUCCCUAUGUGAAGCUGAAACUUAUUCCUGACCCAAAGAAUGAAAGUAAACAGAAAACCAAAACCAUCCGUUCCACACUGAACCCUCAAUGGAAUGAAUCGUUUACAUUCAAAUUAAAACCAACAGACAAAGAUCGACGGCUAUCUGUGGAGAUCUGGGACUGGGAUCGGACAACUAGAAAUGAUUUCAUGGGGUCCCUCUCAUUUGGUGUGUCAGAGCUGAUGAAAAUGCCUGCAAGUGGAUGGUACAAGUUGCUUAACCAAGAAGAAGGGGAAUACUACAAUGUGCCCAUUCCAGAAGGAGAUGAAGAAGGAAAUGUGGAGCUCAGGCAGAAAUUUGAGGGAUGUCAUGUCCGCUUCUUAAAGAAAGCCAAGCUUGGGCCUGCCGGUAACAAAGUGAUCGGUCCAUCUGAAGACAGGAAAUCCAGUGUGCCGUCCAAUAACCUCGACAGGGUCAAGCUCACAGAUUUUAACUUCCUUAUGGUGCUGGGAAAAGGAAGUUUUGGAAAGGUGAUGCUGGCAGACAGAAAGGGAACAGAAGAGCUCUAUGCCAUCAAGAUUUUGAAAAAAGACGUGGUGAUCCAAGAUGAUGAUGUGGAGUGUACAAUGGUGGAGAAGAGGGUGCUAGCCCUACUAGACAAGCCACCUUUCCUAACACAGCUGCAUUCCUGCUUCCAGACCAUUGAUCGUCUGUAUUUUGUCAUGGAAUACGUCAAUGGCGGUGAUCUCAUGUACCACAUUCAGCAAGUAGGAAAAUUUAAGGAACCGCAAGCAGUGUUUUAUGCUGCAGAGAUUUCCAUCGGAUUAUUCUUUCUCCAUAAAAGAGGAAUAAUUUACAGAGAUCUGAAAUUAGAUAAUGUCAUGUUGGAUUCAGAAGGACACAUCAAGAUCGCUGAUUUUGGGAUGUGCAAGGAGCACAUGAUGGACGGAGUCACAACCAGGACAUUUUGUGGGACUCCAGAUUACAUUGCCCCUGAGAUUAUCGCUUAUCAGCCGUAUGGAAAAUCCGUGGAUUGGUGGGCUUACGGCGUCCUGUUGUAUGAAAUGCUAGCUGGGCAGCCUCCAUUUGAUGGUGAAGAUGAGGAUGAGCUCUUCCAGUCAAUAAUGGAACAUAAUGUUUCGUAUCCAAAAUCGCUGUCCAAAGAAGCAGUUUCCAUUUGUAAAGGGUUAAUGACCAAGCACCCCGCCAAACGGCUCGGCUGUGGGCCUGAGGGAGAACAGGAUGUCAGAGAGCAUGCGUUCUUCAGGAGAAUCGACUGGGAGAAACUGGAGAACAGGGAGAUCCAGCCACCAUUCAAACCGAAAGUGUGCGGUAAAGGAGCUGAAAACUUCGACAAGUUUUUCACUCGAGGACAACCAGUCUUAACACCUCCUGAUCAGUUGGUCAUUUCUAACAUAGACCAAGCCGACUUUGAAGGGUUCUCCUAUGUCAACCCACAGUUUGUGCACCCCAUUUUACAGAGUGUUGUAUGAACCAAAUAAACAGGACCCCCACCUCCUCUCUGCCCCCACCCCCCAACCGCCACCCCCUUACCCACCCACAGUGGAAAAUUAAUCUUUAACCCUACAAUUGAAAGGCCUUGGCCAUGUUGAUUGCUCCGUGUGUUGGGGGCCUGAAAAUUCAAGGGUUAGAAGUCGAAAUGCGAUCGGCCGUUGAGGUUCGGUUUCGUAUCAAAGGAAAGCCCUAAUGGAAGAUGAAGCGGCAUCGGGCUCCCCGUUUAUGUCCUCAGAAGUCUGAUCCGGUUGUCGACCCCUGAUGAAGUCAGAAUCCUCCUGUUCCUUUUCGGCACGUUUCAGUCUGUUUUCCGUAACUCCCAUUUUGUCCCUAUUCCGCGACUCCCAUCGUAUCCACCUUCCUCAUUGGAAUUCCCCCACCCUAGAAUUUAGGAUGAGACCACCAGUAUCCACUAGGUGAGAAAGCCCGGGCUUUCGGAUGCGAAGCUCAGGCAGCCCGAAGAGAGGCGCCGGAGGCUCCUCGGACCGACGGACCCCCGCCGAUGGCCUCGGUCGCGACCGGCGGGCUGGCGGCCCACCGGAGAGAGGGAGAGAGCGGGAGCUGCACCUCUCACCGCGGCAGCCAGAGAACGCCCAGGCCGGGCUGACGGCCACCCAGGUAUCCAUCGGGAAAAGCGAAACGCCCGAGAGAGCUACGGCCCUGGGGGUCGGGAUGCCGUCGCAGUACAUCCUGCCAGGUUCGGGACUAGUUUCGAAUCUCAUUUUGAUGACGAGGCCAAAUGUUUUCGGGACAAUUCUAAGAGAGCAUGCGUAAUCAUUUCAGAGAAUGGAUCAAGUUGUGUAUUUAUGUUCAUCUCAAUCUCUACGAGAUUAUUCUGAGAUUCAGGGUGCCAUCGUUAGUCACGCCACUACUCAAGAGCAUCGUAGCCAACCUCGCAAAUACUCAGAUUUUGCUACCGACUUUGUUAAACUUAGUGAGAAAUGAACUGUAACUCCCCUUCCCAUUUUGUACUUAUUUAUUUGGUAGGCUGCAGUAGAAUUUAUGAAAGUACUAUGUACAGUAACAGAACAAAAGUACGGAAUAUCGCUUCGGCCCCGUCGGCCUUCUCCCACCUCUCUAUGCCUCCGAGUCAACCUAGAGGGGAAAAGAAGAGGAGAGCGGGUUUCCCAUUUCCUCUGGAUCUGUAAAGACACACCUAGAGCUGUAGAAUCAGGGAGCCUGAAUGAAAAUCAGUUGGGGGCGGGGAGGGGGGAAGUGGGGAGAAAGUUGUUGCUAGAAAGGAUUUAAUAUGUUUUGCAUAUGCAUCAUGCAAUGAAUUUUGCAUGUUUCUAAUAACCUUAAUAACAAGUAAAUCUAUAAUAUUGACAUAAUUGUAUCAAGUAUAAAGAUAGUAUUACGAUAAUUUUAUAAAACGA
Molecule: messenger RNA, 3478 nt
Organism: Ornithorhynchus anatinus (platypus)
Lineage: Eukaryota; Metazoa; Chordata; Mammalia; Monotremata; Ornithorhynchidae
Gene: PRKCA
Product: protein kinase C alpha
Exons: 18
Coding region: 29-2080 (683 amino acids)
Biological process (GO): protein phosphorylation
Molecular function (GO): diacylglycerol-dependent serine/threonine kinase activity; ATP binding; zinc ion binding
Source: RefSeq, a predicted model, not a curated record